CAUUUGUGCUACAACAGCUCACGACUUAAAACUCGACAGAUUUCAAAAUAUUUUCACAAAUUCUGUAACAAUACAAACGUUUUUCGUUUUCAUCAACGCUAAAUUGGACAAAGAGGACAACAAAUGGAGGAAUUAUGUCGUGCCACCAACAAACUGAAGAUCAGCGCACCGCAGCCGCUCAUCGAUACUUCCAAGAUUAAAUUCAGCGAGAAUGACAUGAAAGUGAUUUCCGACCUGAAGCAGCUCUAUAUGCAGACCAUCAAUCUGGAUGUUAAAAUGCAGCAUGAAAUUUACAAUAUGGAAAAAUCGUAUGAAAAGCAACACAACGAGAUAUUUGACAAGCGCAAAAAGAUACUUGAAGAUUUUAAGAAACAAAAUCAUGGCGAUGCCACUUCCAUUGAGAACGUAUCCAAAUUUUGGCUAAUCGUAUUGAAGGCCUCCUACACCGAAUUCAUUACCAAAGACGAUGAAAAAAUACUAUUGCAUAUGAUCGAUCUGCGAUCCAAGCACUAUAAUGACGAUACUGUGCAGUUUGUGCUCGAGUUCACUUUCGAAAAGAACGACUACUUCAAGAAUCGCAUUCUGACCAAAACCUACAUCUUGAACUGCACGCCCAACAAGGACGAUCCGAUCUCCUUCGAUGGCGCCGAGAUUGUCAAAUGCGAGGGUUGCCAAAUCGAUUGGAAGCAUCCAGCGGAGCGUGAGAAACUUGUCGCAGAACCGUCAUUCUUUGAUUUCUUCUCGCCACCCAUACUGCCCGAAGAUCCCGAAGAUCUCAACUUUAAAGAUAUUAAUGCCAUACUGCAGAAUGACUUCGAGCUGGGCUUCUAUCUCAAGGAGCGCGUCAUACCCAAGGCCGUUGUAUUCUUUACCGGCGAGAUUGCCGAUUGCCAAAGCUCCGAUACGGAAAGCGAGACAGAUGGCAGCGAUGACGACGACGACGAUGAAUCGAAUGGUGGCGAGGAGGCCUCAUCCAACAAUGAGUGUGAAGGGUAAACCCAAAAGAGAAAAACAAUCAAAACAGAGCAAAGCACAUCCAAUGAAAAUAUACUAUAGUUAAAACUUAUUUACACACUUUACACGAUAUUUUCCAUGUAUGUUUGCCACACCACAACACAAAUUAGAAAAAACGAAACUGAACAAUUGUUUAAAAAUUGACCAAGAACAUUAAUAACACACAAUAACCAAUAACCAACAAAUGGCUACCAAAAUACAAAUGACAUUAGAUUGAUCAAUUCCA
Molecule: messenger RNA, 1240 nt
Organism: Drosophila grimshawi
Lineage: Eukaryota; Metazoa; Arthropoda; Insecta; Diptera; Drosophilidae
Product: nucleosome assembly protein 1-like 1
Exons: 6
Coding region: 124-996 (290 amino acids)
Biological process (GO): nucleosome assembly
Cellular component (GO): nucleus; chromatin
Molecular function (GO): chromatin binding; histone binding
Source: RefSeq, a predicted model, not a curated record